This is a messenger RNA of Pelobates cultripes (western spadefoot toad), 23936 nucleotides long. The record is from the annotation of a GenBank genome assembly. Lineage: Eukaryota; Metazoa; Chordata; Amphibia; Anura; Pelobatidae.
CACAGCGAUCUGCCAAAUUGUUUCAGAAUGUUUUAAGCUUACCUAGUUUCAUCUAAUCUUCUCUUGCAGGAGAACCCAUAUGUCUUCAAUUAGUUAAGCAAACCGAAUACAGGACUGCACUCAUUGACUCAGAGGGUUUAAAUGAUGGUCUCAGCCGGUAAGUACCAUCCUGCAUAUACCUGCUUAUCUCAGUCCAGGUGCAUGCUGGCAGCUGGACUGGCAUAGGAAUGCUGUCAAACCUUUCUUAACUGUUUGUCAAAUUCCCUAAAAGAGCCACAGGGCACUCACAGCAUAGGGCACCAUAACAGCAGGUGGAAGAUGUUAUGGGGCUUCCUUUAAAGGAACACUAAAGUGUUAGGAAUGCAGAACUCUAUUGAAUACAAAGGUCUAAAAGUUCUUGUAUUCACUUACCUGAUUCAAGAACCAAAGACCCUCGGUGCUGGACUGGGCUCCUCCUCCUCCAAUGCCAGUGUAACUCAGGAACUUAAUGAACAUGCGAGGUGAGUGCCGUGUGUAGCGGAAAGCUACUCCACAUUAGAUCCCAGUAAGGCUCAGGAACAAGUAUUAUAAAUCCAUAAGGUAAUAUUUCCAGCAGGCAAAACACUCCAACAAUAUCCCAACCUCAAUCCCAAUGACUGGACGACACACAGCAUCAGGAGCAGAACUCAACUUUUAAUCACAUCGUUUCCUUAUCAAGGUUUCUCCCAUGCAAGGGAGGGAUUUACAAUAAUUGGGACAGUAGCCAAUGGUACAGUAGUUACCUCCCCUCAGUGUGACACUUAAUCCACUUAUUUCUGUUACAGUUUUACCUGGUUUCUGGAUGUACCCCAAAACUGUGGGGUACAAGGGUCUAAGUGGCAUUCCCUGGUAGCCCUGAUCUGGGUGGCCAACAUACUCAAAAUUCACCCAGAUCAGACCAGGGAUUCGGGAGUUAUGGGGAAUAAACUAUUUGACCGACCGAACACGAGGUGGUAGCCGAAAAGGGUUCCAUGUGUUUUGGCCCUGCGGUCGGUCUCCGUUCGAGAGGUAAAACAUCCACAAAUCUUUGCCAUCCACUAUUAACAACGCAUUCGUAUGAAUCCCCUUGUUCGGUACGUUGAACUCACUGAACAAGGGACUAAUUGGCCCCUCCGUUCGGGAAUUAAGGAGCUCUGGAGGUCUCAGCGGGGUUGGGGUAAUUGAGGGUCCGAUUUGAGUUCCAGACACUCGACAACCAAACUCUGUUGAGAGUUUGUGCGUAAGAUGGCCGCCGCCACGUGUUCGCUUACCGAAUGGCGGCCACCCAGAUAUAGUAAUAAAGUACCGAUUGACUGCGAUUAGAGAAGUGUGAAAGCCUAAUGAGGUACACACUUCUCUCUGGGGUGGUCUAUUGAUUCGGUAGUUUUCAUUCGUAUGAAAUAUGGAUGGAAACUACCGAACAAACAUACGAAUCCUACAUACAAUUUCAAUUACACAGGAAAACAAACACACAAAUUGUCUUUUAAGCAUAAUCCUGGAGGACAGUUCAGUGCCAUCCGCUACACCGUGUGCGCAUUAGGUCUUCCUCAUAGGAAAGCAUUGAUACAAUUCUUUCUUAAGGGGUUUUUCAAGAUGCUGGACGUCCUCAUGAAAAGUGCGAGGACGUCCAGUGUCGUUUCACAGAGUUUGUAAAACUGCAAAGUUGUAUAUUGCACAGUUAAGGGGACAGAGUUACUGCACCCAGACCACUUCAAUGAGAUGAAGUGGUCUGGGUGCCUGUACUGUCCCUUUAAGCUGUGUGGUCCAGUGAAUUAUGGGAAGUAAUGCCAUUGCUGAUUCAGGAGGGUGACACGCCACUUCUUGAACCAUAACCACUUUGAGUGUUCCUAUAAUACAGUAUAUAAGCUAUAUAAAAUUCUUAAAACAAAGGGGAAAUAAAAGUCAAAGCAGGGUACCUCCUCUAUUGCUUGUUUGCUUGCUCCAGCUGUAUCAAUCAAUGUGUUAUCCAAAUCAAAAAACACUGCUUUAAUGCCAUUCAGAACCAUAUUUGUAAGUCAAGACAAGUGCACGAGAUCUGCUAGCGAAUGUCGUAGAUGCACACAGGUGCUCAUGCAAGAUCUGAAUUUAUAUUCCUCUGGAAUUAAAUUUGCUCACCUGUAAACAAAAAUCAACAGAUUAACAAUAAUACUCAUAUCUAAAGACUGUACCAAUAACGGCAUGUUAUAUAAUGUUACUUAAAGGGACACUAUAGUCACCUGAACAACUUUAGCUUAAUGAAGCAGUUUUGGUGUAUAGAACAUGCCCCUGUAGCCUCACUGCUCAAUCCUCUGCCAUUUAGGAGUUAAAUCCCUUUGUUUAUGAACCCUAGUCACACCUCCCUGCAUGUGACUUGCACAGCCUUCCAUAAACACUUCCUGUAAAGAGAGCCCUAUCUAGGCUUUCUUAAUUGAAAGUUCUGUUUAAUUAAGAUUUUCUUAUCCCCUGCUAUGUUAAUAGCUUGCUAGACCCUGCAAGAGCCUCCUGUAUGUGAUUAAAGUUCAAUUUAGAGAUUGAGAUACAAUUAUUUAAGGUAAAUUACAUCUGUUCCAAAGUGAAACCAUUUUUUUUUUCAUGCAGGCUCUGUCAAUCAUAACCAAAGUGAUUUAACUCCUAAAUGACAGUGAAUUGAGCAGUGAAAUUGCAGGGGAAUCAUCUAUACACUAAAACUGCUUUAUUUAGCUACAGUAAUUUAGGUGACUAUAGUGUUCCUUUAAAACUCUUUUUCCGAAGCAAGUGUUUUGUUUUUUUGCACUCUGGUUCACCAGAAAGGCUUACAUGCAUUUGCUGUUGAAAUACAUUGAACAUAUGUAAUUAUGGAUAAACUAUUACAGUAAUAUAUCCUAACUUGUUUUCUUCCAGCAGUAAAUUGCUUGUUGGGUAAAUUUGUAUUCUAGCAUUUCAAUAUUCAGACACAUUUUUCUAAGAAACAAACCUCUGAAAUAAAACAAUUACCAUCCCUCUCCUCAUUGUAGCUCUGUCACUUUAAUUUUGAUAGUAGGUAUGAUAUUUUUACAGCAGCAGUGCAACUUUAUAUCAGAUUUCCCCCUUAAAGGGUUACUCUAAACCACUUGAGUCCACUGCAUUGGUUAUUAUGCUAAAAGUAUCCCGGCACUGUUCCCUGGAAAUAGGGCAAUCGAUUUUGCAAUGGUUUGCCCUCUUAGGUGGUGGAGGUGGAGUUACAUGUCUGGCAGUAUAGGGGUUAAAAUCAGUAUGUGCAGCUUUUUAUAACAUGCUGUGAACACAGACUCCAAGCACCAUGACCACUUCGAAGUGGUCAUGAUGCUUGGAGUAACAAUUUUUUUUAAUAAAUUAGAAUUAUAUUGUUUUUCAACAAAUUAGUAAGUACGAGAAAGGGACAUACAGGUCCUCAGUUGUGACUAUGAAAAAUAAAGAAGGAGUUUUGUUAUUGGUGUAACCUUUUAAAGGACACGGUCAGUUUAUUGACUGUGCUUCCCAUAAUGCAAAGAAAAUUACAAAACAACACUCCUUGCAGAUGAUGAUGGGGUGCUGGUCAAUCAGAUACAUCAGCAACUAUUUUAAGAUACUGGCAAGGGGGGGAGGACAAAGUGUAAAUGUUGUUUUAUAGGACAGAAGUUUCACAAGCACAAAAACCAUUAAUUUGGUUUUUGAACUAUUUUACAUGUACUACCUUUGAAUCAAGGCAAUGAAGACUGACAUUUGUCACCCUAGGUUUUACGGGCCAGGUUUCCCAUCAUAUCAUGGCCGGUACAGAAAUAGAAGUAACUAAUAGUCUAAGAAUCUAGGGAAAUGUAGUCCACAUUAUGUAACUAGGCAUCAAAGGAGGGGAGCACCCAGUGUGCAGUUAGACAUCUAGAUUACGUAUUAAAGUGUUCGGUUUUGAAAAGUGGGCAGUCAUCAUGGAAACCCGGGGAACAGGCAGGCACAUUGCACUGGUGAUUAAGAUUCUGCUCCUUUUAAACAAACAGUCAUGAAUCCCCAGCAUGUGAACAUCUGCUAAAGUCACAGUGAAAAGGGUUUGCCAUCAUUGCCCAAUACUGGAUUCACAGACAUAACAAAUACCUAUCUAAGAAUUGAAUACAAUCUUCUGUUGAUAAAAAACAAGGUACAUAAUUAAGAAAAAAAGUCAUCAAUCCUGCAUUCGUAUUUUACAAAGAAUGUGUUGAACAUUAAUCCCCAUGUCAUGUAAAAUUGUCAACAUUUCAGAUUGACAACCAUGGGUUCUCCACUCGUAAUUUGUUACACUUUCCAUCUUUAUCAUUCAAUGAUUAUGCCAUCUAAGCAAAAUGAGGAACCUGGCGUACCAAAGCCGACACCUCAAAGAAACAAUGGGGAAAAAAAAGUUAUUUCUACCCAGAAGAUGCAAGCUAUAGAGGUUCCAAAAAUAUCCUCCUUGCAUUUCCAAGGGUACAAUCUAAAUGUGCUUAACUGUUCUUAACUGCUGUGCUGAUACACAAAACAAAAUCCCCAUGCUUUUCUGGUCUUUUUCACAGUGAGAAGACGCAAGCGUCCAUAGGAAAGCAUUGAGAAUGCUUUCCUGUGGACUGGCUGAAUGCGCGCAGGGCUCCUGCCGCGCGUUCGCAUUCAGCCGAUGACGGGGAAAGGAGAGUCCCCAGCGCAAGGUAAGGGAUUAACCCAUUCCUCACCCUAGAGCCCGGCAGGAGGGGGACCCAGAGGGUGAGGGGGACCCAAGGACCGUAUAGAGCCAGGAAAACGAGUAUGUUUUCCUGGCACUAUAGUGGUCCUUUAAAAAUUGGUCACUGUGUAAAUGCCAUGUACACAAUUUGGGUCCCUUUAUAAGAAAAGAAGUUAAGAUUCACUAAUCCAAAUUCACAUGGAAAUUACACACUGCACUCUCCUAAUGUCAUGAGCCUGGUCCAUGCUGUGUUUGUACCAAGCACACACUGCACUCUCCUAAUGCCAUGCGCCUGACACAUGCGGUGUCUGUGUGCAGUGCAGGGUCCCAGUACCCACCGUGCACUGCACUCUCCUAAUGCCAUGAGCCUGACCCAUGCUGUGUCUGUGUGCAGUGCCCCAGUACCCACCAUGCACUGCACUCUCCUAAUGCCAUGAGCCUGGUCCAUGCUGUGUCUGUGUGCAGUGCCCCAGUACCCACCAUGCACUGCACUCUCCUAAUGCCAUGAGCCUGACCCAGGCUGUGUCUGUGUGCAGUGCCCCAGUACCCACCAUGCACUGCACUCUCCUAAUGCCAUGAGCCUGACCCAGGCUGUGUCUGUGUGCAGUGUAGGGCCCCAGUACCCACCAUGCACUGCACUCUCCUAAUGCCAUGAGCUUGACCCAUGCUGUGUCUGUGUGCAGUGCCCCAGUACCCACCAUGCACUGCACUCUCCUAAUGCCAUGAGCCUGACCCAUGCUGUGUCUGUGUGCAGUGCCCCAGUACCCACCAUGCACUGCACUCUCCUAAUGCCAUGAGCCUGACCCAAGCUGUGUCUGUGUGCAGUGCCCCAGUACCCACCAUGCACUGCACUCUCCUAAUGCCAUGAGCCUGACCCAUGCUGUGUCUGUGUGCAGUGCCCCAGUACCCACCAUGCACUGCACUCUCCUAAUACCAGGAGCCUGACCCAGGCUGUGUCUGUGUGUAGUGCAGGGUCCCAGUACCCACCAGGCACUGCACUCUCCUAAUGCCAUGAGCCUGACCCAUGCUGUGUCUGUGUGCAGGGUCCCAGUACCCACCAUGCACUGCACUCUCCUAAUGCCAUGAGCCUGACCCAUGCUGUGUCUGUGUGCAGUGCCCCAGUACCCACCAUGCACUGCACUCUCCUAAUGCCAUGAGCCUGACCCAGGCUGUGUCUGUGUGCAGUGCCCCAGUACCCACCAUGCACUGCACUCUCCUAAUGCCAUGAGCCUGACCCAUGCUGUGUCUGUGUGCAGGGUCCCAGUACCCACCAUGCACUGCACUCUCCUAAUGCCAUGAGCCUGACCCAUGCUGUGUCUGUGUGCAGGGUCCCAGUACCCACCAUGCACUGCACUCUCCUAAUGCCAUGAGCCUGACCCAGGCUGUGUCUGUGUGCAGUGCCCCAGUACCCACCAUGCACUGCACUCUCCUAAUGCCAUGAGCCUGACCCAGGCUGUGUCUGUGUGCAGUGCCCCAGUACCCACCAUGCACUGCACUCUCCUAAUGCCAUGAGCCUGACCCAGGCUGUGUCUGUGUGCAGUGCCCCAGUACCCACCAUGCACUGCACUCUCCUAAUGCCAUGAGCCUGACCCAGGCUGUGUCUGUGUGCAGUGCCCCAGUACCCACCAUGCACUGCACUCUCCUAAUACCAGGAGCCUGACCCAGGCUGUGUCUGUGUGUAGUGCAGGGUCCCAGUACCCACCAGGCACUGCACUCUCCUAAUGCCAUGAGCCUGACCCAUGCUGUGUCUGUGUGCAGUGCCCCAGUACCCACCAUGCACUGCACUCUCCUAAUGCCAUGAGCCUGACCCAUGCUGUGUCUGUGUGCAGUGUAGGGCCCCAGUACCCACCAUGCACUGCACUCUCCUAAUGCCAUGAGCCUGACCCAUGCUGUGUCUGUGUGCAGUGCCCCAGUACCCACCAUGCACUGCACUCUCCUAAUGCCAUGAGCCUGACCCAAGCUGUGUCUGUGUGCAGUGCCCCAGUACCCACCAUGCACUGCACUCUCCUAAUGCCAUGAGCCUGACCCAUGCUGUGUCUGUGUGCAGUGCCCCAGUACCCACCAUGCACUGCACUCUCCUAAUGCCAUGAGCCUGACCCAUGCUGUGUCUGUGUGUAGUGCAGGGUCCCAGUACCCACCAUGCACUGCACUCUCCUAAUGCCAUGAGCCUGACCCAUGCUGUGUCUGUGUGCAGGGUCCCAGUACCCACCAUGCACUGCACUCUCCUAAUGCCAUGAGCCUGACCCAGGCUGUGUCUGUGUGCAGUGCCCCAGUACCCACCAUGCACUGCACUCUCCUAAUGCCAUGAGCCUGACCCAGGCUGUGUCUGUGUGCAGUGCCCCAGUACCCACCAUGCACUGCACUCUCCUAAUACCAUGAGCCUGACCCAGGCUGUGUCUGUGUGCAGUGCCCCAGUACCCACCACACACUGUAAGCCGACUGCACUCUCUACCCCGGAAGUACUGACACGACGACCGGACGUGCAUCAUGCAGCCAUGUGCGUGUGUCUUGCCUCUUCCUGGCUGCUGCCCAUGUGAGUGCUCUGGCAGCGUGUACCCAGCUGUGUGCUCCGCCGGCAGGACCCAGCGCCAUGGACAGUGCCAAGAAGUGGCUCAAUCUGCCCAGGCAGCCGAGUCUGAAGAACCUGACGGAGCCUGGCUAUGGGCUGCCCGCAGAGAGGCAGCACCCAGCGCUGCAGGAGCUCACCAGGGCUCACAUUGACUCCUUCAACCAAGCUAUGACAGAGGGGCUGAGUCAGGCAAUACAGGUGGGGAGCACGGGGUUACAUUAACAUGUCUUAUUCCUGUGCCAAGCUGCACAACAUCUCAUACACUGAAGUCUAAUAAUGAUAUAUUAAUUAUAAUCAGAAAUCAAUGCAAUCUGUAGUGUGGAUUUUUAUCUACUGCCGUAAUUGAAAGCUUUGUAGAAAGGGGAAUAAAAAGACCACACAUGGGGUAAGAAUAGGGACCAUAAAACAUUAAAUGGUUGUGUAUAAAACGUGUCACUUUUUUUCCUUAAGUUGAUUUUCCUUUUUUUUGCAUUUGUUUUUUUUAUUUGCCUAUUUCCAUCUUUUUUUUUUCUUCAAAAAUCUGUUACUUUAUUGUGUAUAGCCGAGGUGCUAAAGUUCACCUUUUCUUUCUGACAUUUUCUGCCACUCUGUAACAUAUUCCUUCAUAUGAAAAGUGCCAAAUUGGCAAAAUCAUAAAAAUGAAUGACACUUUUUACCUACAACCCCUCUUAUUUCCUAUUAAUCAAAUGUCUUUAUUUUUGGUUUAGUGCUGAAAGGGUUACUCCAACCUCUGUGAUCACUUAUACUUUUAGAAGUGGUCAUGGAGCAAGGGAUCUAUCUGUGCAUUGCUCCUACACUCUGAGCCAGUCAGAUUGGUCCAAUGAAUGCUACCAGAAGCAUUUGAUUGUACCUCUGAGAAAUUAGGGGGAUUCCAGGUAAGCUUAAAACCAAUUUUUUAAAAAAGUUUUAACUCUAAAUAAGGAGGGGUAGGGACUAAGUUACUAGUGUCCAUUAGGACAUAGUAAAUUAAAGCAGAUCUGUCACCAAACAGCUAUCACUUCAGGUAAAACAUCCUCCAAUGAGCACACUACUGUUUGUGUGUCACAUGCCAAAUGUGGCUUACUGUGAGCGACCAGUGAAAACAAAAUGAUUCUCUUGCAACGUGAGUGAAUUACAUACAUAUGUUGACAGUGUCAAUGCUAAAUCAACUAUUUUAAUUUUCUUUGUUUCUUCUUAGGCUAUGAAACCACUAGAGUUCGCUUUUAAAAAUGAUCAAGUCUCAUUUUCCAUUGUGGAUGCGUCUAUAACCCCUCCUAUGGUUCCAAAAGGAAACAUCUGUAAAGAACAUAGGAUUUACCCAGCAGAAUGCAGAGGACGCAGAAGCACGUAUCGAGGAAAGUUAACUGUAAGGCAUUUAUUUAUAUUGCUUAUUAAAUACAUUUGUGCACUCCUGGGAGAAAAAAUGUAUAUUGUCUGACCGUUGCUUCUUCACUACCUAGGAAUUGGCAGAAAUGGGAAAUCUGUGUUACAAUUGUAAUUGGCAUUAUUAAUGGAAGUAAAUAACCAAAUUUUAUUUUUAGCUAAACUGUCACAUGUCCAGUAUCUAAUCUCACACCUUUUUUGUUAAUGCUGUACUCUUUUAUAAUUGACUUUUAAAGAGAUUACCGUAUAUAAUUCCUAAGCAAUGUAGUCCUCAAUAUUAUAUUGGCAAGUCCAUCCCUUAAGUUUAUCACUCUUCUUGAUGCCUUUUGCAAACUGAUCUGUAGAUUUUUAACGGAAUGUUUGCAAGAUCUACAGUUCAUUGUGAAUUUUAUUUUUGGAUCUAGAACAUUGCAUCACAAUCCAGAUGUUUUAAGCAAAUGUAACUCAUUAAGCUGUUUGAAAAAGGGAAAUAUGCUUAUUUCAACCAGAUUUUCCUCCAGUCUAGUUGUCAAUAGAAAUCAGCUGAUUCUCUCAAUUAGUUGUCUAAUGGUCAGCUAUUCAAAAUCAAAGUGCAAACAAUUUCCCUUUUUCUGGCUGAUUUAAUUCGCCUGAUGCAGACCAGAGAAUCUGCAUCUAUACGCUGUGCACUCUCUAAGUCUUCAGAAAGCUGCCCCAAUGCUGUUUGACUUGUGUCACUGAGCAAUAUAAUAUGUGCGUUCUGCCAUUUAACCUCAUACAGCAGACACGACAGUGGCUUUUUUGAUGAUUGUUUAAUAUAAACUGAUAGCAACCUAAAAAAAAGAUUAUUAAUAUAUAAUUUGGGGUGAGACAGUUUAUGUGAAGAAAUAUCUAAAAUUAGCAGGAGUUUGAAUAACUAUUAUUGCUACAUGCUCUGUGUUUAUUUUGAUGCAAACUAAAAUGUCAAUAUAUAUGAUGAUACUUCAUAUCAAAUACAUCAUAUUUUUACAGUGUGUUGUUCCACCAGAGUAGUACUAAAAAACUUGUUCUAAUAUAUACUUGGUAAUAUUAAAAACAGGCUGCUCGUAAAAUGUUAAUUUAAUAUACCCAAUCAUAAUCCUACUGAAGUCAAGAGAAAAAUAACAAAUACAGCCACCGUAUUGUCUAUAACUUGUCUAUACUUUUAUUUAUUGCGCUUUUUAAAUUAAAUAUAAAUAAUAAAAAAAUGUCCUGCUUUCGCUAUCUUUUCAUUACAGGCAGACAUAAGCUGGUCUUUAAAUGGAGUCCCGAAGGGUGUUAUCAAACAAUCACUUGGUCAUGUUCCUAUAAUGGUGAAAUCAAAGCUCUGCAAUUUAUAUGGCUUGUCACCAAAACAACUUAUUGAACAUCAUGAGGAAGAGCAGGUAAAGAAAAUGAUUACCUAUAUAUAAACACCUAUAUGUACAUAUUCUACAAUAAGAUAGGCAACCAAUCUAGAUGAUACAGGUAGCCCUUCGCAUGACUUUCAAAAGUAUAAUGCAGUAAGUCAACACUUAAAUCCCCACAUUCACAAAUAGGAACCAAUCUCAUAGUAAACAGUUGUGCAAACCUUAUCUAAAACAUUUAGAUGAAUGAGUCUUUAGUAUAAUAUAGAAAGUAGUAAUUUGUAAUGUCAAAAUCACUCCAUUUAUGCAUAAAAAGCCAGCAUAGUGUUUGCGUGUAUAUCCCUUUCUGAAGGGAGUUAAAGUAAAACUAUAGCUGUAGAAAUGAAAACAUGUAUUCCUAAUGCUUUAGUGUUACCCUACCUAUUUAGAUUUCUGACCUCCGUGAGGAUAAAGGGUAAGUUUUACUUACCUUAUAUGGUAGCGAGCUGGUCUCUCUGUGGCCGUCUUGCCACUUCGUCUGAGAUGCCUCCCAUAGGGAAUCAUUAGGAGGCUAGUUUGCUCUCUAUGAGUAAAAUUUGAUUGAAUAACAGAGUCUAACUUCGUUAUUGCAUGAGACACGCCUCUACUGACUGUCAGGAAGACAGCCUCUGGAGUUGUGUUAACCCAUUUCUGUGUUGGAAUGGAAGCUUUUUUUUUUUCUUUUUCUUCAAAAGCUUAGAAAUGGUUUUGUAUGCCGGUUACUUUUAACUUGACAUUUAAACAUAUUCAAAACACUAUUGUGACUACUUUUGUUGUAAAUUAGAUGUGAUAUGUAUUUGUAUAUAUAGUGGAUAUCCUUUAGCAUGAUAGUUUACUAACUUGUUUACCUGUGAUCAGAGAAUUAUUUUUUUUGUUUGUUCACUAGGAAAUGGGUGGUUAUUUCAUAAUAAAUGGGAUAGAGAAAGUUAUUCGAAUGCUGAUCAUGCCUCGGAGGAAUUUUCCCAUUGCAAUGAGUCGCCCUAAGUGGAAAAACAGAGGACCUGGUUACACGCAAUAUGGUAAUUAAUGUUACAUUUUGUUUUCUCUGCAAGUGUAAUGUCAUGUUUAACUAAAAUAUUAGUAGUAACUGAAAGCGCAUAUACUUUUCUCUGCUGUAAAAUCUGUUGGUGAGAACUUUUUUGUAAAUUAUGAUCUUUGGAUUGUAAUAAAAAAAAAAAAAAAGGAUGCUUCUGAAAUCUGUUGUAGGUGGCUAGCUUUCUUCUACCUCAAAUGGAAAAUAUGAUCUCUUUACCAAUUAAUUGUAAUAUGCAGGGGUAUAAUUACUAUACUGAAAUUUGGAGUAGUGACAAGGGAAUUUUACAUCUUAAAAUUGUAACUCUUUAAAAAAAAAAUGAUCCAUCUAAGCUCUUUUGGUCUGAAAUGUGCAAUUCUAAUGUUAUUUCUCCUAAAUUUCCAGUUUAGGGAAUCAGCCCUAUGUCAACAAGACUGUUGUUGAGGUGAUUCUAGACUAGACCAUUAAACAAAAAAGCAACGAUUACUAUAUAAGUUUAUUUAAAUGAAAACAAUUUACUUUAAAGAGACUGUGUCACUUCUGAGAUUUUUUAUAGUUUUUUUUCAGCAAAGGCUAUCGGUCUCUCACUAUUGCCAAGCAGUUCUAGGGAAGAAACAGGACUGGUUCCUUGACAAUAACUGAAGAAAAGCUGUGGAAUAGGUAGCUAGGAGACAGAGAGCAUCUAGAACAUGACACAUUUGAAGUAUACUUAAUUUAGUAAAGUCAAAUUUAUGGAAAUAAAUGAUCUUUGCAGCCAAAAGAGGAUGAAAAAAUAAAUAAAUUUUAUGCAUUACAUAUUUUUGUAGAAUCUAUUGUAAAAAAUUUUUUUAUCAUGAAGUUAAUUCCAUUUUGAAUUCCAUUUCAAGGUAUAACUGUACGUUGUGUGCAAGAUGAACAUACAGCUGUUAAUAUGAACCUUCACUAUCUGGAAAAUGGCUCAAUCAUGGUGAAUUUCAUCUAUCAUAAAGAACUUUUCUUCAUCCCACUUGGAUUCGCAUUAAAGGUUAGUCUUGCAUUUAGAGAACAUUUAGGUGUUUUAAUUCCUUAAACUGGGGGCAACUUGUCUCCUUUGCAAAUUGAAUGAGCUGACAUUGGCAGUCCUAGCUUGAAUCUCAAAGAAAAAACAUGAAAUAUAUACAGAAACGGCAAGAUCUAAAAUACUGAUCUAAGCCUACAAAUUAUCCACGUGGUGGGUGUGUGUUUAUAUAUUGGCUUGAGUGUAUUAAAUAUGUAUCCAAAAAAAAAAAAAAAACCACACAUGGGAUGGACGGCAGCAUUGCAACAUAGCUGUGUAAUACCAAAAAAAACAUCAAAACAAGUACUGAGCUUAUACUCCCACUACUCUUGGGCGGCAGCAACGACCAUAGUACACAUCAGUACCAAUACAUACAGUAAAAACCAAAGGAAAAAAGUUACCGGCAUUUGUUUAAAAAUACAUAGGGAUUUGGGAGAGAGCACAGGUAACUUUUUUUUUUUUUUUUCUUUGGAUUUUACUGUAUUUAUUGGGGCUGAUGUGUACUAUGGUCAUUGCUGCCGCACUGCAGUAGUGGGAGUUUGAGCUCAGGGCUUGUUUUUUUUUUUUUUUUUUUAAUUCACUUUUGUAUCACACAGCCAUGUUGCAGUGCUGCCUCCCAUCCGAUGUGUUCCCUAUUUAGGGUUAAUAAGUAUGUAGGGGUGGAUAUAAAAAAUGCCCUUCUCUGUCUCAUUAGAGAUAUCUUUGCCAGAAGCUCAAGGAAGCAAGAUGAAUGGUUAGUGUAGGACCCACCUGAGAGGUUUACCUUGACGUGGCAGGUGGGCAUUCCCUCCAAUGGCCAUUGGAGUAAUUAAAUGACCUCCAUUUGUUUAAAUAUACAUAGGGAUUUGGGAGAGAGCGCAGGUAAUUUUUCUUAUUUUUACUAUUUAAUAUGUAUGCAUAUCAUCAGUAACCUUUCUAUAGGCUCCAGUAUAAGAACAGGGACUGGCUGACAUCUCUCUACCAUUUUCUGGUUGUAUAAGAUGUCACAGAGGAACUUUUUUUUGCAAUGCAUUUUCAGUAUAAUUAUAAAUAUUGCUUUGCAAAAUCUACCUUUUUUAAAGUUCUAUUUAUUCAUAUAGGUUUUCGCUAAGCAGGCGUGUAUAUACCUUGUUCAUUGCGUCCUCACAGUUGAGAUAAUGUGCUGUUCAGUAACUUCUCUGAAUCCUUCAUAAUCAAAAUAUAUUUAUGAUUUUACCCAUACUCUCAUUUUAGGCAUUGGUUGACUAUACAGAUUAUCAGAUUUUCUCUGAGUUGAUUAAAGGCAAAGAAGACAAUUCCUUCUACAGGGACUGUGUCACUCAGAUGCUCAGAGUGGUAAUGGAAGAAGGUUGCCAUAGUCACAAAAAAGUUCUUCAAUAUCUAGGGGAACGUUUCCGGGUGAAAUUUUACCUUCCCGAAUGGUAUACAGAUGAACAGGCUGCAGAGUUCCUACUGAAGUAAGUUCUCUAUUUACAGAUACAGUAAGCGUGUGGAUCUGGAUUUCUAUUUCAGAAUAUGUAGAGAGGCUUCAAAUUCAUUGCUGUUUUAAAGAAACCUCAACAGGUAGUUAACAAAUCUAUUUGUAUUGUAAAAGCAAAAGUGUGUGUUUCUCUUACCUUGCUGAUGCGGAUAAGAAUAAGGUUCUGUAGUUGACACACAACAGGAGAGCAUGACGGUAACACCAGUUCUAACUUGAUAUCUUUAAUAUGCUUACCAUACAUAUUUUUUUUUUAUUUUUUUUCUACAUUUGUAAGUUUAUUGGUAUUUUUCAAUAACAUUGGAAUGGCGUACAGUGUACAAAUAUGAGGUGUAACAUAUCCAUUUCCAUGUAGUAUCUUCUGUUAGUAUAUUUACAUACCAUGUAAUGGGUUCACAUAAGUAAACAUUUCUUUUUCUGGUACCACCUGCAGUGGGUAUCUACUAAAAGUACCAGUUGUUGCCUCUGAAUUACAAAAUGUUUUAAUGUAUUUUUCUAAGAUCCCGGGUAAUUGUACAUACCACUAAUGGUUUUAAAUAUUCAAAAGUUUCCAUGAAGUUUCAAUAAAUUUCCACAGCCAUGGCAUGCUGUAUUUGAUACUUAUUUGGUUUUAAGUCCAAAUUUAAGGGACAUGCAUCACUUGACAAUUUUUUUCAAACCAGCAAGCAAACACUUUUGAACAAAUAUACAAACCAAAAUAAAGCAAGAAAAACUUUGAAAAGCUUGUAAACAACAUUUAUAAACUUGAUCAGAUUGCCAUGUUGGGCAUGCCUCUUGGCUAAAGGAGUUUUGUCAACCUGUACCCCCAUUACCAUUCCACUAAUGACAGAAACAGGGCAUCAUUGUGCAGCAACAGCAGGAAGAAACCUGAUACUGGAGCCUGCCCUGCAUGAAUCACACUAAUCAGAUUCCUUCAAUUCUCCCCCUAUCAGUAUGUUUGCAAGGUGAAGAGAUCCUUCACCUGCACAUGUAAAGCAUGCAAAAUGCAAUUUUCCCGCAAUAUCGGGGAUAGGACACUGAUUGGUUAGGUCAGUGUCCCCUUGCAGUGGCUGUAAAAAGCAUAAAUAAGAAGCUGAUAUAUAUGGAAACACAAUCAUACGUUCUUGCUUUUUUUUAGCUUGGUGAGUGAAGCAACCGUCUCAUGCAUGUCCCUUUAAGGCUUACUUUUGACAGAAAUGCUAGUGUGUAUUGUUUUUGAGGAUUCUAGUAUUAUCACUUAUGUGUCAAGCAGGGGAUUAUGAGAUAAGUAGUUUAGCCCUAAAGAGCAGCUGAAAUCACCACAUAGGAUGAUAUGAACUGAAUUUUAAACUGACAACAGCCAAACUGUGGUUGCUAUCAGUUUAUAUACAGCCUGCUUUAUUGUUCAUUGAACUAGGUAGUGUUUUAUCAUCUGCGAGGCCGCAGACCAUGCACCUGCAGUCCAUUACCUGGCUCUCGCUACUGGAUGAGGAGAGCGAAUCUUGCCUAUAGCACAUGCCAUAUCUGGAAGCACAAAUAGAGUACAGUACAUGUAAGCAAAUCAGAGAUUUAUCAAAGUGAUGCUGACCCUUUUUUGUCAGAUUAUUUAAUUUGUUGCUUUUUCCUGCUCUAACUGUAACAUUUGCAAAUGUGCCAUUCUCUCCCUUCCCCCAUGCAAUGGAUUCAAGAACAGAAAAGUUGCAGAAUUUUUCUGCCACUAUAAAUUUGUCAGUCUCCUGAAAUGGAAAUUUCUGUGAAAACUGUCAGAAUUUACUAUAAAGAAAACUGUUACUUUUUAGAUCACUUUAAUAAAUAUUAUUAGCAUUGACAGAAUGACUUUUUAGAACACCCUGAAAAAUAUCCCCCAAUGUGUUCCAAACUGCUCAACUGUCAUCCCCCAUGGGCUGUCUUCUGCACCAGAUAUUUUUACAGUUUUGCUGUUUAGUGCUCUAAGCAAUGAUAUAUAACGUAAAGCCAUGUAGUAAUCAUUGAUUACUUUACAAUAGUUUUUUUUAUUAACAUCCUAUAUUUAUUUUCCUCCUUGUCCCUUCUUUUCAGCCAGUGCAUUUGUAUUCAUCUUAAUUCCAACAUUGACAAGUUUUACAUGCUUUGCCAAAUGACGAGGAAACUAUUCACUUUUGCCAAGGAAGGAUGUACGGAGGAGAACCCAGACAGCCUCAUGAAUCAGGAAGUUUUAACACCUGGGCAACUUCUACUAAUGUUUCUAAAGGUUAGUAAUAUUGACUUGUUCAUCAUUUCUAUUCUUGAAACCAAUAGCAAUAAUACAUAUCAUAAGGCAAUGGAAUUUUGUAAUUAAAUUAAAUUAAAUUAAACUGGUAAAACAACAUUUAAUUUGUUUUAUUUUAUGUUUUUCUCUUCUAAAGGAAAAGAUAGAGUCUUGGUUAGUUUCAGCCAAACUAAAUCUUGACAAAAAAUCCCAGAAGACGGCUGUUGUUCUUUCCUCUGAAGUCAUUAUGAAAAUAUUAUCUUCAACAUCAGACCUCACAAAACCAUGUGAAUAUUUGCUGGCAACAGGCAAUCUGCGCUCUAAAACAGGUGAGUUUCACGUAAGAGAACAUAUUUCUACUCAAAAAGGUAUUGUUCCAUUACCAGGAAUUUAAAAUUUGUACUUUCGUUCCUAAUUACUGUUCUAAUUCAGACACAUCAGUUAAUCAGGCCAUGCCACUGUGGCUUUUUCAUCCUAUAUAUUUUUGGCUUAAAGAUGAACUGUCACUUACCAGGAUUUUAACAUUUCUUGUUUUUGCUUUAUUUAACAAAUAUGUAUUUGUAAGGUGUGAGCAAUUUAAUGUAGACAUCCACUACCAUUUAUUGUGCAACUGGGAUCAGUCAUUUUUAAGUUUUUAAUAGAAACAAAAAUCUUAAAGGGAAAGUUCUGUUCCAUCAGUACUAGUUAAGAAAAAAUGUUUAUUUGAAUUAAAAAUAUACAUUACAAGAUUAAUGUUGCAUGUCCUUUUAGCAACAGAAUAGUAUAUCCGGGUGUUUUUAAUUGUGACGUUUCAGUGAUAUUUUCCCCCCUCUAAUUAUUAUGCUUUCUGAUAAGCCCUUAGGAAGAUAAUUUUACUGUAUCAGCAUUGAAAGGGAUGUUUUUACUAUUAAAACCUUUGAAGGUCAGUGGGUUUCUGUUUUAUUUUUUAGGUCUUGGUAUGCUGCAGGCUUCUGGUCUGGCUGUUGUGGCUGACAAGUUAAACUUUAUUCGGUAUUUGUCCCACUUCCGCUGCGUACACAGAGGUGCCGCCUUUGCCAAAAUGAGAACAACCAGUGUAAGACGCCUGCUACCUGAAUCCUGGGGGUUCUUAUGCCCUGUGCACACACCUGAUGGCGAGCCUUGUGGAUUGAUGAAUCACAUGACAGCAGCUUGUGAGAUUGUGACACAGACGUCAUUCAGUACUUCCUUAUUACCUCUUCUCUGCUCUCUAGGUACUUUAAUCUUUUAAAAGUUUGACUAUUAUAUGUGAAACAGGGCUUAGAGUUUCCAUUCUGUUACUAGCAACUGGCUAGUAGAAAUUCACCCUGUUUUCUCCUUCUGCUACGAGACAAGCAACAUAGCCAUACUAUUGGCCCAAACUCUGGGGAGUGGGAGAAAAAAACCAUGUCCAUCCCCCAUGUCAUUACUACCUCCCACCUGAAAGCCAUGGGGGGUGAUGGAGUGAAGGGGAUGUUGCAUAUCCUCCCACCAACCUGUUUGUUUUAACACCCCCCAAAAAAUAAAAUAAUUACAAAUUAUCUGUACUGAAAUGAGAAUUGUUUUGUCCAAACCAACAUGUAUUUUUUUUUUUUUUUUUUAAUUUCUGUUAUUUAAAAAAAAAAUUUUUUUUUGGGAUGUACACAAGUCUACUGUUCAUUUUAUUUGUUCUUACUUGCAUUUGUGAAGUGUUGGCAGCAACACCUCAUUACAAGUUACUGAAAUAAACUCACAUAAAAAGAGAAAUGUUGGAGUUUCUCUUUGCUAUCAAUUUGCUAAAUACUCCAAAAGAACAAAGGAUGUGUUUGCAUAUAAUUGUCAGAUUAGUUUUAUUUUUACAUAAGUAAAAGGAUGUAUUUAUUGUGUUCUUUUAAACUCUCUUACAAACUAGAGUUAAUUACAAAAUGAUACCAGAAUAUAUGUUCUAUAUAUUUAUGUCUUUGUGUUUCACCUUUGAUCAGGUGUUACACCUGUGGAUGGUAUUCCGGGAAAGCCUUUUGUUGACUGCUACCAAGUCAUGUUAGAUGGCUCCAUGGUCGGUUGGAUAGAAAAAGACAUGGCUCCUAUCCUUGUCAACACUCUACGACGUUUUAAGGUAAUUUUUAUUAUAUGACUUAUUUACUCAGAAUGUAUGUGCAGCUAAAUGUACUCAAAUAAUUUGACAGAUCAAUGAAAAAAAAAUGCAGUUAGCUAGAUGGGGUUUUUCAGUUUUUCUAAGGAAACAGAGCAAACAACACCAUUACUACAGACAUUUAAGCUGCGGCAACCAACUGUGCAGAAAAGCGAAACCUGUUGUUUUUCGUUAUGAUUCUGAAUACCAUCUUUAUCUGUUACUCAAAUGACCUAUUAUUAUUGUUACACUGUUUCCCUACAACAGUGCAGGCCUAUUGCCAUAUUUUCUAAGAUUUAACUUGCGAAGGUGAUAAAUGUUAAUAUGCUCCCAAAGACAUUUUACCCUUAAACACUAUAAUGAGCUGUAGUGAUUAUAGUGCUUAGAAUGCAGCUUAUAAAUGUGUCUCAAAGUAUCUUUGGCUGGAGGUGGACAAAGUCAUUUAGGCAUCCUUUUCCUAACAAAGGACUUGUCAUUCCUUCAUCUUUUCCUAACAAUUUUAUAUUAAAUAUUCUUUGUCCUGUGUAGGUAACACAAGAACGUAAAAUACCACCCUGGACUGAGAUUGUGCUCAUACCAAUGACUGGUAAACCAAGCUUGUACCCAGGGCUCUAUAUUUUUACCUCUCCCUGCCGGAUGGUGCGUCCAGUCAGAAACUUGGCACUGGGAAAAGAAGAGCUAAUCGGUACUUUGGAACAGGUGUGUUAUAUGUGAUUGUUUAAAAUAAAUAAGUAAACCAUACUCCUAAGCUGGGCAUUGACAAACAUUUGGAACCCUGUGUAUUGGGACCGUUAGAAUAUUAUAGUUAAUGGUAAAUGAUUUUAUCUGGCUUAAACUUCUAGUGGAAAUCUAAAAAGCAAGUGAAAAAAACACAAGAAGGGGCAAAAAAACCCAAACCCUUCUAAAAUAUACUCAUGGUGGCAAAGUCUACAUCACAUAAAUGUAAAUUAAUCCAAACACUGUGUAAAUCAAAGCACUUUUUUGGGGGGGAUUCAGUCAUAUUUAAGGACAUAAACCCUUAAAGGACCACUAUAGUGCCAGGAAAACAUACUCGUUUUCCUGGCACUAUAGUGCCCUGAGGGUGCCCCCACCCUCAGGGUCCCCCUCCCGCCCGGCUCUGGAAAGGGGAAAGGGGUUAAAAACUUACCUUUUUCCAGCGCUGGGCGGAGAGCUCUCCUCCUUCUCUCCUCCUCUGCUCCUCCCCGUCGGCUGAAUGCGCACGCGCAAGAGCUUCGCGUCACAUAGGGAAAGCAUUAUAUGCUUUCCUAUGGGCGCUGGCGUGCUCUCACUGUGAAAAUCACAGUGAGAAGCACGCAAGCGCCUCUAGUGGCUGUCAAUGAGACAGCCACUAGAGGAAGGCUUAACCCAUUAAUAAACAUAGCAGUUUCUCUGAAACUGCUAUGUUUAUUAAAAAAUGGGUUAACCCUAGCUGGACCUGGCACCCAGACCACUUCAUUAAGCUGAAGUGGUCUGGGUGCCUAGAGUGGUCCUUUAAGUUGAGUGGACAACUCUGUAUAACUUUUAGGAUUCUUUUGUUGUUUUUCUCUAUAGCAACUUUACUGUUUUAUAAUGAUCUUUAUAAAAAAAAAAAUUCAAGAAUUUUUUAAUAAAGAGGAAAAUGUUUAUAAGAAUUACCAGCAGUAUUGCUUGGGUUAUGGGAUGUCAGAUUUUUUUUUUUAGAUUGCACAGUGCCUCCUUUGGAGCCUGGCUCAUUGGCUUCACUGUAAGCCCGUAACGUGCAGGGAUUGCUUAGAAGCUGGAACCGUCCACUGACCACUCAGCACGUCAGUGGUCUGCUGGGCUAGCUCAGUGCAAAGAGUGUCCAGGCUGCAGAGGAUGCAACUUCAAUACUUUACUUUGGGGUGUGUUAUGCCCAUCUAGCAUCCUAGCUACUAGAGGAGGUUAUGGGGGUCGUGGUAUUUGAAGAGUUCCAUUAAUCUACUGCAAUUCAUGAUCCUAUUAAAUUUCAAGGAGCAGUCUUGUAGAUGAACAUAUUAUGGGGGUUAAAGAGUCUGUCCUGUUUUGGUUUUAGUGCUGCCUGUUUCACAUAUGUCAGAUAUAUUGACCGCAACUAAGUUCACCGUUCUAUCCAUUUCAGGUUUUCAUGAACGUGGCUAUAUAUGAGGGAGAAAUUGUGCCUGGAGUUACCACUCACCAGGAGCUCUUUCCACACAGUAUGAUGAGUGUGGUAGCAAACUUCAUCCCUUAUUCAGACCACAACCAGAGCCCCAGGAAUAUGUACCAGUGCCAGAUGGGUAAGUUGAUCAGAUUUUCCUAUGGACUGUAUGAUACGAAGUAAUCAUAAGCAUGUUUAAAUAGAACACUUCACAAUAAGAGCUAUUUUAAUUAUUUGGGAGAGACAUAAACAACAUAACUUGUAACAAUGCACUGGACAAACCUUUGACCUGCAAAAGCCUAAUCUCUCUACAUUACCAGGAGUGAGAUUUCUGCCCCCUGAGGAACCACAAGGGAAAACUGUAAUAUUUUGGUUUGAAGUGUCAAGUUUUUUUUAAGGACACGUUGGAAAUCGUGACAAUUUCGAUGCACAUUUUUACAAUAAAUUAGCAAAGACCACCACCAUAAACAUAUAGGUGUUGUCUUAGCUUACAAUGCAUUUUAUUAGAACUCACCAUAUUUAAAACAAACACUACUAAUAAUACACUUUUCUUAUUGGCAGGAAAACAAACCAUGGGGUUUCCUCUUAUGACUUUCCAGGACCGCUCUGAUAAUAAGCUGUAUCGUCUUCAGACCCCUCAGAGCCCACUUGUACGACCAUCAAUGUACGAUUACUAUGAGAUGGAUAACUAUCCUAUUGGCACAAAUGCUAUUGUAGCCGUCAUUUCCUAUACAGGUUAUGACAUGGAGGACGCUAUGGUAAGUUAGCUGACUUAGUUCUGUUUCCUGGAAACAAGCAUUAGCCUGGUAGAAUGUCUAGUUUAAUUCUCUAAUCAACAAUUGCAGAAGAAAUAUGGGAACAAAGUUUAUGAUGAAGAGUAUCCCAGUCCUGCAACCUCUACAAAUCCACGCUCUAAGAUAGUCUUGAGCACUAAUUAAAAGGCACUCAAAGCUAUCUGUAGACCACAAUGAUACCGGCUUGGGGCCAGAUAAUGGCUCCUUUUCCAUCUUUCACCACAAUAGCAGCCAGUUGAAGAACAAUCACAAAGCUCAGGUGAUGCCAAGUCUCCUAGGCCCCUAUGAGUUCUUUAAAAGGGUUGUAGAGAUGCCCAGUCUCCUCUUGCUCUAUAAGAGGAUCCAGGAAAUGCCCGGUCUAGGCCCAUAUAACUAAAUGGGCAUUUCUUUUCAGUGCUUUACUUUGCUAACUUUUUUUCCUCUCUAUUUGUAUGAUCACUGAAUUUUGCUGACAAUAUGUGUUUUGUUCUACAGAUAUUAAACAAGUCUUCGUGGGAAAGAGGAUUUGCCCAUGGAAGUGUCUAUAAGACAGAUUUUAUUGACCUCUCUAAAAAAAUUAAGGAUGGAGAAGACAAUUUAGUUUUUGGGACCAAAGCGGAUGAUGAAAGAGCAAAGGACAAACUAGACGGGGAUGGUCUUCCCCCUGUAGGCUCUGUGCUGCAGUUUGGAGAUCCAUACUAUGGUUAUCUCAACCUGAAUACGGGGGAAAACUUUGUCAUCUAUUACAAGUAGGAAUUUCAUUGGAUAGUUCACUUUAUAUCAGUAAAAUGUACUGUUUUAGAAUAAUGGAGCUUAUGUGUGCAGAUAAAUUUAAACUGACGGAAUUCCAUUUAUUUCCAUUGCAUCUGAAAGAGAUGUUGCAUUAUUUUCAUUACUCCACAUAAUGCAUGCGUCACACUCUUUUUGAUAGCAUAUGUCAUUACUAUGAUAAUAAAUGUUUUUAUAAUUUAAUGCAUUGGAUAACUGUCUGUCAUGUGUGUGAGCCAGUGGCAAUUUUACAGUGAAUUGUACAUAGUAUACACUCAGUAGUUAAUGCACUAAACAUAGAAUUGUAGCAAAUUAAAUUCCAAAUUGUAAAAUUAAGGUGAACUAUCUAAGCUGUCAAAUCUGCUAUUUCCCCCUCUGUUUUGCAGUUUAUAGUUCAAUUCAUUAUAAUAGGGAGUUUAAUGACCAAUAUGUUCACUUGCAGGCGACUGUGUGACUUUAAAUGAUGUGGCUUUAACAUAUAUGUAACAGAUUUUUUUCCUGUACCCAGCUAUAGAUAUUCAGAAUAUACCAUCAUUACAAUUUUAAAUUCAAUAAAGAUCUAGAAUGUUUAUUACUAGUUUAGUUACAUGUAGUCUAUACAUAUUCAUAUUUGUGUGUCCUUUUCCCCCCCCCCGUUAAAUAUAAUUUAAGAAUAUUUCUCAAAGUACAACUCAAAGAAACAGUAAAAGUGGGUUAUAACAUUUAACUUCUGCUAAAUAAAACUUGUUUAUCUGCUUUGUUUUAGGAGCAAAGAGAACUGUAUUGUUGAUAACAUCAAAGUGUGCAGCAAUGACAUUGGCCUUGGAAAAUUUAAGUGUGUCUGCAUCACCAUGAGAGUUCCCCGCAAUCCCACUAUUGGAGAUAAGUUUGCAAGCCGGCAUGGCCAGAAGGGUAUUCUUAGUAGGCUGUGGCCAGCUGAGGAUAUGCCAUUUACGGAGAGUGGGAUGGUUCCAGACAUUUUGUUCAAUCCACAUGGUUUCCCAUCCAGAAUGACCAUCGGGAUGCUGAUUGAGAGCAUGGCGGGCAAGUCUGCGGCACUGCAUGGGCUUUGCCAUGAUGCUACGCCUUUUACUUUCUCCGAAGAGAACUCUGCUCUAGAAUAUUUUGGUGAGAUGCUGAAAGCUGGUGGUUACAACUUCUAUGGCACGGAGAGACUCUACAGUGGCAUUAGUGGCUUGGAGUUGGAGGCAGACAUUUUCAUUGGUGUUGUAUAUUACCAACGUCUGCGUCACAUGGUUUCAGACAAAUUCCAAGUCAGGACAACUGGGGCUAGGGAUAAAGUGACAAAUCAGCCUGUAGGUGGCAGGAAUAUCCAAGGAGGCAUUCGUUUUGGAGAAAUGGAACGGGAUGCCCUACUGGCUCAUGGAACUUCUUUCCUGCUUCAUGACAGACUCUUCAAUUGUUCUGAUAGAUCAGUGGCACAUGUGUGUGUGGAAUGUGGUAGCUUACUGUCUCCUUUCCUUGAAAAGCCUCCUCCGUCCUGGUCAGCAAUGCGAAAUAGGCAACAUUACUGUGCAUUCUGUAAUCAAACUGAUACAAUUGACACUAUAUCUGUGCCUUAUGUGUUCCGCUAUUUUGUAGCAGAAUUGGCUGCCAUGAACAUUAAUGUGAAAUUGAACGUGCGCUAGUAUGCUGGUGUUUUUUGUCUUCUAAAUCAAGAGAGAUAUCAAUGUGCCUUCUGGAUUUUUGUCCCUGUGUAUAAAUAUUGUGAAUAACACCUUUUCAUUUACUUGAUAUCUUAAUUUUAUUAGAUCUUUUUUUUUUAACAAACAACUUCUGUUGUCCUCUUCAUUAAAGUUAAAAAUACAUUGUACAUAUGGUAAGACAGCGGUUCCCAAACUGUGUGCUGGGGCACCGCGACGGGCACGCAGCCGCAACUUAUUUUCCCCAGUGCUAUGAUUAUAGCAUUGGGAACUGUGCUCUCCCCUGCCGGUUCUGCAGGACCAAGCAGUGUAAUGCUGCAGCCAGCAGGAAGAGAGGACUCGGGGAGCUCUAACCUUUAGCUCCACCAGGUUCUCCUCUCGCGAGCAACGCUUGUGUCAUGCAUUUAAAUUUGUCUUGCAAGCUCCUUUAUUACAAAUUUUCAAGUAAGCAAAUAAUGCAGGUUGUUUUUGUGCCGUGGAAAACAACACAUAAAUGCGUAUUCAUCGCUAGUACUGAAACCCCUUACAAUAAAACAAUGUUUGUAUACUUUUGUGCGUUGAAUUAAACCUGCUCCAUAAAGCUCUACUUACUAUCCCCCUUGUGGACUAGUUAUCAUUCUGCAGGGCAUACAUUUCAGUGCUAGAUGCUAAUUUAGUCCCUCUGCAUAUCUACAGAGGGAUGAUGCAUUACAGAACCCCCUUCCAUAUGACAGUAGGAUAACCUUCAAGGCUAGUUGCAUAGGAGAGUGGUAGAAUAUCUGAGUAGACUUUCAGUAUCCAGUAAGCUUUUUAUAGUAUGGAUACUUGUGCUAACUGUACAUAUCCACCACUCUUACCUACGGUCCAUGCCGCCGGUACUGCAUUGUUGCUUCCUCUGUUGGUCCCCUGCACUGCUAGGAAGUUUAAUCACUUCCUUCCAGAACAGCGAGCGCUUGGAGCAACAGUCAUCAUUGCUGUGGGCCUUAUUCGGGAGCUCCGCGUACCAUAUGUUUGACAGCC